This is a messenger RNA of Solanum tuberosum (potato), 921 nucleotides long. Its product is annotated as protein YLS9-like. Gene Ontology annotation, biological process: defense response to other organism. The coding region runs from base 90 to 767 and encodes 225 amino acids. Gene Ontology annotation, cellular component: plasmodesma; plasma membrane. The record is from RefSeq and is a predicted model, not a curated record. Lineage: Eukaryota; Viridiplantae; Streptophyta; Magnoliopsida; Solanales; Solanaceae. The transcript has a single exon.
AAGAUAUAUCAUUCUCAAAGCAACAAAUAAAAAAAAAAAACAUAAGUUGUACGUACUUAAUUUUGACUUUCUUGUUUUUGUUAUAAGCUAUGUCCAACUUGAACGGAGCCUAUUAUGGCCCGUCCAUUCCGCCCCCGUCCAAAUCCUACCACCGACAUGGACGGGGAAGCAGCUGCAACCCUUGCAGCUGCCUUUUCGGUUGCCUAUGCAACUGCAUUUUCCGAGUAAUCUUCACCAUCCUCAUCGUCCUCGGAGUCAUUGCAUUAGUCCUCUGGCUAGUCCUACGUCCUAACAAGGUCAAUUUCUACGUGACAGAUGCCACGUUGACACAAUUCGAUUAUUCCUCUACAAACAACACCCUCUACUAUGAUCUUGCACUCAACAUGACUAUUAGGAACCCUAAUAAACGAAUCGGGAUUUACUACGAUUCGAUCGAAGCAAGAGGUAUGUAUCAAGGCCAAAGAUUUGCUAGUCAAAAUUUGGAACGAUUUUAUCAAGGUCACAAAAAUACUAGCUAUUUGCAUCCGGUGUUUAAAGGACAAAAUUUGGUUUUAUUGGGAGAUAGAGAGAGAACAAAUUAUAAUAAUGAGAAGAAUUUAGGAAUUUAUGAGAUGGAAAUGAAGCUUUAUAUGCGUAUUAGGCUAAAGAUUGGUUGGAUUAAAACUCACAAAAUUAAGCCUAAAAUUGAGUGUGAUUUUAAGGUGCCUUUGGAGGCCAAUGGCAGAUCUGUUAAUUUGGAGGAAACUAGGUGCCAUCUUGAUUGGUAGAUUUUUUUAUUUUUUUAUCAUUUUCACAUUUAUGGAGUUUAUUUAUUUAUUAUCCUUAUUUUACAUUAGUAUAUUUUCUUGAUUAGGAGAUUUCUCUCCUUUUUGUUAUUUGGAUUAUGUUAUGAUUGUUAAUAAAUGAUGAGUUAUUUUUAUU